ACAAUUUCCUUCCAUUAUUGUCACAUAUUUUUUGUUGUUUAAAUUACACAUUCUGUAACUUUUUUUAGUGAUGAAACAAAACAUAUACAGCUAAUCUUUUUUGACAGAAGCGCACGGAGAUAAAAUGUUAUUUGUUAAAUAUUUUUUUGUAAAUAUUUGCUAAAAGAGUAAUUGUAGAAUGUGAUCACAAUGGGCGGUUGCAUCGGUAUAACUAGGAGCAGAAGCGGGCCAAUAGAAGAAUCCUCGGGAACGGUGUCACGUCCCAAUUCUGGCGGGUUGAGGAAGAAUCAGUCGCUCUGCCACGAGACGAUAAGGUGGAAAUCGGACGUGCCAUUGACCGAAGGACAGUUGCGGAGUAAACGGGAUGAGUUUUGGGACACAGCACCAGCGUUCGAAGGUCGGAAAGAGAUCUGGGACGCGCUGCGGGCGGCGGCGGUGGCGGCCGAGGCGAUGGACUUCCAGCUAGCGCAGGCCAUCCUCGACGGCGCCAGCGUGUCCGUGCCCAACGGAUACCUCACAGAGUGCUACGACGAGUGGGGCACGAGAUACCAGGUGCCGAUAUACUGCCUGUCGCCUCCCAUCAACAUGGUGAAGGAGGCAAGCGGGCGCGACUCGCCAGCGGAGUGGUCGGAGCCAGUGGACGGCGGCGCCGAGCUGGCGUUGCGUCUGCGCCUGUCGCACACGUGCCGUGACGUCACGCUCAGCGCGUACUCGAGGCACACCGUCGCGCAGUGCAAGAAUAAGCUGCACGCGCAAGAGAAUAUCGAGCCGUGGCGGCAGCGGUGGUUCUACGGCGGCAAAUUGCUUGGCGACCGCUUACUGCUGGAGGAAGCUCGUAUCACACCCGGCUACGUCGUGCAAGUCAUCGUCAGCACCGACCCGCAGCCGCCCAGCUAGUCGCCAGGACGCACCGGUAGGCAUCUUCGAUAUCCAACCCUGACCCGAAGGAUUUCGGUUCAGUUUGAAGUGCAGCGUUCUCUUGCAAUAGUAUACAGCUCCUUUUACAUCUCUGAUAAAAUUCUACUCUGAUACAAAGGGUUUAGGUUCCAUAUUGAUAUUCCUUAUAAUAGAGAGUUUCGUUGACUGACCCGCAGCCGACCAGCUAGUCGACAAGACACACUGGUAGGAAUCUUCGAUAAUAAAAUUCAACCCUGACUCGAAGGUUUUAGGUUCAGUUUGAAGUGCGACGUUCUCUUGCAAUAGUAUACGGCUCCUUUUACGUCUUUGAUAAAAUUCUACUCUGAUACAAAGGGUUUAGGUUCAUAUUCCUUGCAUAGGGUUUCGUUUACCGACUCGCAGCCGACCAGCUAGUCGCCAGGACGCACCGGUAGGCAUCUUCGAUAUCCAACCCUGACCCGAAGGAUUUAGGUUCACUUUGAAGUGCAGCGUUCUCUUGCAAUAGUAUACAGCUCCUUUUACAUCUCUGAUAAAAUUCUACUCUGAUACAAAGGAUUUAGGUUCAUAUUCCUUGCAUAGGGUUUCGUUUACCGACUCGCAGCCGACCAGCUAGUCGCCAAACGCACUGGUAGGAAUCUUCGAUAAUAAAAUUAAACCCUGACUCGAAGGAUUUAGGUUCAGUUUGAAGUGCAGCGUUCUCUUGCAAUAGUAUACAGCUCCUUUUACAUCUCUGAUAAAAUUCUACUCUGAUACAAAGGGUUUAGGUUCCAUAUUCCUUAUAAUAGAGAGUUUCGUUGACUGACCCGCAGCCGACCAGCUAGUCGACAAGACGCACUGGUAGGAAUCUUCGAUAAUAAAAUUCAACCCUGACUCGAAGGUUUUAGGUUCAGUUUGAAGUGCAGCGUUCUCUUGCAAUAGUAUACAGCUCCUUUUACAUCUCUGAUACAAAGGAUUAAGGUUCAUAUUCCUUGCAACAGAGGGUUUAGGUUACUGACCCGCAGCCUUCCGAUUCGCCAUCUGGUAAGCAUCUUCAGUUAACCCUAACACAAAGGAUUUAGGUUCAGUUUGAAGUGCAGCGUUCUCUUGCAAUAGUAGACGAAGGUUUUCAAAUUAGAUUUAUUCUAAGUACAGCUUAUUCUUUUAAUAGAAUAGAAUUUUUUGGUCCGCUAAUUGGUGCAGGUCAUCGUUAGCAUCAACUUUCGAAUCUUUGCAAAUUUGACGCUACUAUAAAGAAGUAAGGUUCAUUUCAAAGUCUGUUAACGUGGAUACAAAUAUUUAGGUCGCUGUGUUACAUUACAUUUGAUAUACUAUUGCAAGAUUGCGCUCUAUAACUUAUUUUCAUUCAAUCAUUGUGUAUAAUAUUAAUAGUGGCAAUUUCUUUAGGGUUGCCACUUUAUAAAUAUCGUAGAUAGCGCACUUUACCAAUGAUAAAAGUAGUAUUUCUUGUUUCUUCAGUCUUAUUCAAUGUGUAGCAGAAAACGUUAGUACUGAUGAAAAAAAUAAAUAGAUUCGACACCAUUUUAGCUUAUGGCUGUUUUAUCUCUUCUCAUAAUACUGAUUACUCUGUGAUAAAAGAAAUAAAAUAAUAAAUAGUCAGUUCAAAAGGUGAUGAUGUUAACAAAGUUUCCGUGAUAUUGGGACUGAGGCAUGUUGCUAUUACAAAUAUUUAAUAUGCAAAAAGAACUAUUUUUAUCAUUGGGUCUUUAAAAUUUUAAAUAUGUAGAUGUCUACCAAUAAAGCUAAAAGCCAUUCAUGUUCAGGACAUUAAUCUAAAAUAAAUGUAAUUGAUCAACAAAAAAAUAUAGGAUUCGAUUAAAUUGUUGUUAUAAAAUGUGUAAUUGAAAUAAUGCAAAUUGCAAAAACACACCACUACUGAUAUUUGAGCUUCAUUAUUUAUUUAUUCGGAUGACUAUAAAGCUAUUUUUUUUUUAUUUCUUGUCUUUUGUUUAUGGUCUGUGGCUACAACUUAUAUGACGUAUUCACGUGUUGCCAUACUGAGAUUCGGAAAACAAAAUUUAAUAAAAACUAGCAUAAUCAAUUUUUUUCUCGAUUCCUAACAGUCUCGAAAGUAAUAUUGCAUAUUGCAAUUCAAUUACAUGUCAUACAUUAAUAUUUAGUUAGUAAUAUUUUAACACUACAAAUUAUUUUGAUAUUUAAAUGUGUACAAUAGUGCUUCAGUUACAUACAUUGGAUGUAAAGAUUAUUUUCUUUAAAAUAAUUUGUUUUAUUUUCUAUUUUAUUAUAAUGGGGUUAAUUUUUUAUCUCUAUUUUGCGUUAGUUUGUUUUGUAAUCUGUUGUUAUUUAAUAAAUGUUCGUGCGUCUACUCCGCAAAACGGUUUCGAUAUAAUUUGAUCUCUGUCCCUCUCAUUAAUAUUCCAGUGUGAGUGAGAGAGACAAAGAUAAUCGAAUGUUCCAAAAUCUUUCUGCGGAGUAUGUGCUUUUGAAAUAAUGCAUUAUCGAUCGUGGGAAUAAGUUUUAUUUGAUUCAAAACUCGUUACAAAAAUCUUUUAAUCGUUCCCUCGUUCUAAAGGUCGGUAUGUGGCUUCCUGUGUUGUGCUUUCAGUCACAAAUAACAGUGCUAAGGUCAUCAUAUUACCAAUUGUUCUUAAAUCUAAAAAAAGCCCCAAAGUAGUUAAUAAUAUCUUGGGAUGACUGCAUUAAAUAAGUUUGUACUAACUACUAAGGCCUUACUCCGUAAAACUAUCAUAUUCGAUUACUUCUGUCUUUUUCACUCAAACUAGCAUAUUUCAUGAGCGAAUGAGACGAGCGGAGUCGAUAACAAGUUUUGCGAAGUACGCCCCUGCUAUAACGACUAUAAAAUCAAAUAUGUAUAUGUAUGUUGUAUGUGCUCAUAAACGACUGUCUACAUUGAGUGUGAAGUGAAUGAUUCUGUACUUUUAGUUAGAUUUAAUACAACACUCAUUAUUUAUUGAGAGGUAUGUUAUAAAAUUUGAAUGGCUCAUUAGAUUUCUUCUAAUAAAUUCAAUAAUGAGUG
This is a messenger RNA of Ostrinia nubilalis (European corn borer), 3892 nucleotides long. Its product is annotated as ubiquitin domain-containing protein 2. The transcript is spliced from 4 exons. The coding region runs from base 190 to 897 and encodes 235 amino acids. Gene Ontology annotation, molecular function: protein binding. The record is from RefSeq and is a predicted model, not a curated record. NCBI's taxonomy places the organism in Eukaryota, Metazoa, Arthropoda, Insecta, Lepidoptera, Crambidae.